Messenger RNA from Hemicordylus capensis (graceful crag lizard), 9270 nucleotides. RefSeq names its product PLAG1 like zinc finger 2 (gene PLAGL2). The coding region runs from base 465 to 1919 and encodes 484 amino acids. Gene Ontology annotation, molecular function: DNA-binding transcription activator activity, RNA polymerase II-specific. Lineage: Eukaryota; Metazoa; Chordata; Lepidosauria; Squamata; Cordylidae. The transcript is spliced from 3 exons. The record is from RefSeq and is a predicted model, not a curated record.
CAGGAGGGCUGUGGCCCCUCCCCACACCUCUCCCAUCAUGCAGCGCCUCCUGGGGGCGGGGCUAGGCAAGGUGGCGGCGGCUGCCGCCAUCAGGCAGCCCGAGGUGACUUCCGCUCUGGGCCGGAUGUGGCGCCAUGGAGGCCUUGAGGGGCGCGAGCGAGCCGGAGAGAGGAAAAUAGAGGCGGCUGAGGCGCGCCGCUUCUCCGCCUCGAGCUCUUCGCUGCCAGAGUUUCUGGUCAUGGGGCUUGCUCCGCCUCCUCCGUUACCACAGCAACAGCUCGGGCCUGCUUCGGUGGGGUCUGGAUGCACCGGGACGAGCCAGCGCGGAGCAGCCGCUCGUGGGGCGGGGGUGGAGACCUCUUCCUGUUGAAGCUUUUGAAAGUUGUCUGUGGAUGUGACAGUACCAGUGAGAUGCCCAUGGGCAGGAGUUCUGCUUCAUAUGGCCCUCCUCUACUAGGCCUGCCAUGACAGCGUUCUUCACCAGCGUCCCCAACUGGAUUCAAGAUGCAAAGCAGGAGGAGGAGGAGGCAGGCUGGAAACUAGUUGCCAGACCCAAGGGCCGGGAGAGUGAGAGUGAAGGGAAAUGCCAGUAUGAGCUUUCGGGAGCCUCCUUCCCCAGUGUGGAUAAGCUAAGAGCAAACUCAGAACAGAGGCCUUACUGCUGCCCACAACUGCACUGCGGCAAAGCCUUUGCCUCCAAGUACAAGGUUUACAGGCACCUGGCCACCCACUCUGCUCAGAAGCCCCACCAAUGCAUGUACUGUGAGAAAAUGUUCCACCGCAAGGACCACCUCCGCAACCACCUUCAGACGCACGACCCCAACAAAGAAGCUCUCCACUGCCCGGAGUGUGGCAAGAACUACAACACCAAGCUUGGCUACCGGCGUCACCUCGCCAUGCAUGCGGCUGCCAGCGGUGACCUCAGCUGCAAAGUGUGCCUGCAGAUGUUUGAGAGCACUCAGGUCCUGCUGGAGCACCUCAAGGCCCACUCCCGGAGGCCAUCGGGCAGCGUGAAGGAAAAGAAGCAUCCGUGUGAUCACUGCGACCGGCGCUUCUACACCCGCAAGGACGUGCGGAGGCACCUGGUUGUGCACACGGGCCGGAAGGACUUCUUGUGCCAGUACUGUGCCCAGCGCUUUGGACGCAAAGACCACCUGACCAGACACAUGAAGAAGAGCCACUCCCAAGAACUGCUGAAGAUCAAAACGGAGCCAGUGGACAUGCUGGGCCUUCUCAGCUGCAGCUCGGCUGUAGCGGUGAAGGAGGAGCUGAGCCCUGUCCUGUGCAUGGCCUCCCGGGAUGUGAUGAGCAGCAAGAACUUCCCUGGGAUACUGCCCAUGGGCAUGUAUGGCGCACAUGUCCCGGCCAUGCCCAGCUCAGGGAUGCACCAUUCUUUGGUCCCCAACCCCCUGCCAAUGGGGAUGAGUUACCCCCUGGAAUCGUCCUCUCCACCACAACCUCCACCCAAAUACCAGCUUGGGUCUACCUCAUACUUGCCUGACAAACUACCCAAAGCAGAGGUGGACAGCUGUUUGGCAGAGCUCCCUGGAGGCCUGUCUCUCGUGCCUGGUGAGCCAUCCUCGUCCCCUCCUCAGCCUGCCACUCUGGAGGAGACUCUACUCUCCAAGAGCCCUGCUCUACUUUCUGAAGCUCUCUGUGCUGCUAACAUGGACUUCUCCCAUCUUCUGAGCUUCCUCCCAUUGAACCUUCCUCCAUGCAACCCUCCUGUGUCCUCAGGAGGGCUGGUCAUGGGUUAUUCGCAGGGAGAUACCCAGUCACUCCUCACCACUUUGCCACCGCAAGAGUCACCAGGAGCCACAGCCUCACUCAGCUUUGGGGCCCUUCAUUCAUUGCCGUCGGUAUUCUCUCCGGGCUUGGGUACGACCACCUUGCCGCGUUUCCAUCAAGCGUUCCAGUGAGGUAGCUGUAGAGAGCAGACCAUCCCUGAGCUGUGAAUGGGAUCCCGAGGGAGUGCCCAGAUCUCUUCUCUUUCCUAUCUUGGGCUGGGAAAGCUGGAGAGAGGAAUAUCUGAGGACUGGAACUGCUGUGUACACUUUAGCGUGUGCCCCAGUCCUGGACAGUGAGUAGGUUGCAGCAAAUAGAAUUUCAGGUAUCUCUUCUCCCCCCCUCCCCGACCCCAUUUGUUCUUUGGUAAAUUAGAGCCACUGGGGGCUUCCAGCCUCAUUCCACUUUAGGAGAGGCUGAAUAUGGGCCUGUUUUAAGUUAGGGCCCGGUGUUGGUUCCGCAUUUUAGUGUCUCAGUCCAGGGGGCAGGCUGAAAGAAUCUGCCUUUCCCUGCCUUCCCCUCUGCUGGUUGUGCCCAUGACACUGGGUCUGUGGCGUGUGCAGACACAACACUUCGUUACUCUCUGAGGAGCCUCUUUGUUUAAAGGUUUCUUCCAGCAGAAUCCCACUCACACAACCCCGGAUCUUUUCCCCACCAUUACAAAUCAAGAAGUCCCAGGAACACAGUUCUUGUUUCUGGUAUAGCUAGCACACUGUUUACACAAUGGAAUCAGAUCACACUGAUUUCACCUCACUACUUCCAUUUCUUCCCCUGUGGGGAAACUAAACUGACUUUGGAUUGCUUCAGUUUCUGCCAGUUUAGCUGACUGCUCUGUCAUGCAGGUCAGAAGGAUCCUGCAACAUAACAGGGGUGUGUGUGUGUGUGUGUGUGUGUGUGUGUAGGUGUAGGAGUGUUUCCCAAAGCAUGUGUGGGGACAGAGAGGGGUUGUGGGCAGUGCUUGGUGGCUGUGGGCUUGUCCAUUUUAAAGAAAGCUUUGAGGCUUGGCUGUUUGGGAUGGUUCCUGUUUCCGUGGUUUCCUGCUAAUCAUUGAGGUCCUUCUUGAAGUUUGACACUUGAUCCUUGGUUAUUAUGGGCUUGCUAAGGGGUGACAAGUCAAACAGGUAAGAAGGAUGCAGUGCAGAAGCAAGUCCACUCAGUCCAAAUCCUGAUAAGAUGUUGACUUGUUUCUAGCCUGCUCAUUGGAGGAAACUGUGAGGUGGUGCUUUGGAAAGGCUACCCUCAACCUUGGCAAGCCCCAUCCACAGCACAGAAAACAAGCACCUCCUAGCACGGGGUGGACAGAAAGGGAUGGGGCACUAUAGCCAGCAUGAUGCAGCCCCAAGAAUUCCUCACCUUAACUUUUUCUGUCCCUUUCCCCCAUAGCCCGUGCCUCACCUUUCCCCUGCAUUAGAGGAAUGCAGUGUCCAAGUAGAAUGAGGGCUGUUCUGUGGAAUUUAUUGAGAGAAAAACAGAUCUUGCAUUGGUCCAGGAAGCCAAAGCAUGGGGAGAAGCAAAGCAUGUUGUAGGGAGCUACCUUGUGCUGAAGGUGUGACUAGCAGGAGCUGGUCCCUGUAUGCUUUGUCUUCCGUAGCACAUUGAUGAUGUCCGGAGGACAGAGUUGGCCUAUGCUUGGCUGCCAGUGCAUGGGAGCUCUCUCUGCAUUGCUCAUCCAGUUGUGUGCCUGUGUUUUUGCUGCUUCAGCAUAAAUUCAGGGGCUGUCUUGGUUCCUACUUUUCCCUCUAGCUUAGGGUCAACUUCUCUUGCCCUUGCAGUUUCCAGCCUUUCCUCUGUUCUCUGCAUGGAUUAUUCUCCCUUCCCAUCCAUGUCACAGGGAAUAUGUAGGUUCCCCACUUCCCUGUUCUUAUAAAAUCACACUUGGUGGCCUCAUUUGGGGUCAGUCCAGCUGUGUUGUGUUUCAAGGUAUCUUCACAAGCCUCCAGUGUGAUAUCUUCAUACCUCAACUUGCAGGAGGGAUAAAUCCAGAGCGGCCCAUUACAGCCCCUCUCUUUGCCUGCACAGGAAUUGUAAGCUUCUGCAGUGGUUCUGCAGAUACACUCAUUGGUUUCUCUGGAUCCCCUCCUCUUUAAGCAAAUUCUUGGAAUGUUUGUCUACUAAUUAUGUUAAUUCCAUUUUCCUUUAAGCUCUAACCGACUUCCAGAAUUUUGUGUACAGGAUUCUCUACUACCACCACACCCCCACCACCACUGGAGGGACAGAGCUUUUAGGCUUGGCAUAACUAUUCUUUCUCUGGCUUUUCUUUUCUUUUUUUACCCAUAUCAGUUUAAUACUUUGUAUAAUACUUACCUCAACAAUUGCAUGUGGCAGUUAGUUCCACAAGCUGUGCUUCCUGAUGUGUUUUAAGAUGUUGCCUUUCUAAUUUCAGUGUGUGCCUUUCGCUGGGUAAAUAGGAGAAUGGCUGGACUUCUCCUUAUCAUUCAGUAUUUUGAAAUACCUCAGUUGCAUCUCCUGUUACUCUCCUUUUCCCAGAAAUUGCUGCACAGUCUUUUUUUUUCUUAUGCAACCCUCAUAACAUCCCUACCUCAACACUUGUGAUAGAUUUUGCCAUCUUCAGAAAUGGCAUUUGACUUCUGAACGUGGCUGAUUCAAGAGAUUGCACAGGUUGAGUUGCUAUGCUUCUGUUGCGUCACUUCGCCAACUUCUUGGCAACUCCUGCCUCUUCCAUUACCUGCUUGCUGCUCCCAGCUUUAUGAUCUGUCUGAAGUUUGGCCCAGGAGAAUUUUUCACCUUCUGGCCAAUAUUCAACUGUUUCACUGUUCACUUGUAUCUCUUAUCUAUAUCUAUGUUGGGCAGUUAAGCAGAAAUUUGACUAUUUAAUCAGGAGCAAUCUUGUGUUCAUAUUUAUACCAAAAUAUUAUCCUGCUAGUAAUUGGAGUGGAGGGUUGUGUGAUUUAUUUAGCUGCAGUGGGUCAGGGGUUUUGUCCAGUCUGGUGUUCAGCUUCAGCAAUGUGGAUUUAGCCACUUCCAAAAAGUUUAUAGCAACAGAUCAGUGUUAUCCAAUCAAAGCUGGACCGAGGAAGGUUGAUGGCUGCCCACACCUGGCUACUGCUCCAUACACACCUGUGGCUAAUGUUGUCUGUCUCUGUCCCAGCUGUUGUAGCAAAAGGCAGUAGUACACACACUCAGUUACAUUCACACCUCUCAGUUGGCAGUAGCAUGCUCCUGGCCAGGAUAAAUAUCAGAAAGAGGUGGUGUGGAGCAGGAAGGAAGAGAGGAGCCUUAUUAGCCUAGUUUACUCAAGGCAAGUCAUUAGAGAUUAUCAAAGAAAAGGAUCCCAUUCUAAACUGUCUAUUUUCAAGCUCCAGUAUUUUAAGGCUGUGUACCACCGAUAGCAUUUCAAAUAGUUGAAAUAGUGCAGGUACUAUUGUAAAGCUAUAAUUGCCAUGAUAUGCAUUUAUUAUGUCCCACUCUGCUCAUUAGUAAGAGAGCUUUAUUAUUGUAAGUUCAUGAAACAAUGAAAUCUCCACACAUCUGCACAAGUAGCUUACUAUGAAGGGGGAGAAAGAGAGAAACAAGAUGACCUCUGUCAAGGUCAAGAACCUCUCAUCACUUCUGUCUGUCUUAGAGUGGCCCUCUCUGGUGCAAGGACUCCAGUUAGCAGACCAGAGUUCAUCCAAAGAAAGCAAAUAUAUCAACUUCACCUUGAUGGCCCAGUAUCUCUCAACCAAGGUGCAUUUUGUGGGAGGAACAGACACAUGUAUUCACACUUUAGAAUCCCUUAUAUUUCACAGCUGAGGAGUAAAAUUGAUUGGUCCAGUCAAUUUCACCAGCAGGACCCUGGCAGUAACUUCACUAAGAGAUGAAUUAAUAGGCACCUCCCCACUCCUUGUACAAUUGGCAAGCUGCUGGUGCCAGUUCAAGGUUAGACCACAAUAGAACUGAGAGAGGACAGUCUCCUAACUGCAGAAACAAUAGUCUGUGCACAGCCUCAAAUGUUUGGGUCAUCUGAGACAUUAAACAUCCUGAGGUUUUUGUCAAAUAGCUAUGGAUGAUCUAUUUUCCAAAGAAUUGUCUGAUCUCUUUUGCAGGGUUGGGUUUACUCUUACAAUUUUCGCCAUAUUUGCACCUAGUAGCAGCUAGAUCCACAAAUUACCAGUACACUUGUUGGUUAGGGGGUGGGGAAACCUUUUUGUUAAGCUGCUGUAUAUUAAUUUCACUGAGUCCCUGUAAACAUGCAGACUUAAGCAACUGGUCCCUAUUCACCCUUUCUUACUAGUACAUUGUGCUGCUUUUUUAAAAUUGUAACUCAGUCAUAUCCUUGAUUUAUAAUCCUGUAUGUAGAAGUGAGUCAUCCUGCUUUAAAGGGGACUUGAUUUCACAUGAUGAUCUCAAGAUUGUGGUGUGUAUUGUGCUAGUUGCAUAAAGCAAAAUGGGACACUUCCUCCUUUUGCAAAAAGGUGUAAGCUUCACCGGUAACAUCCCUUCACUUCCUCCUUCCCUCAACUUAUGAUUGAUAUAUUACUUUUUGUUAUGUUAAAUCGCAACAAGGCAACCUUACCACAUCAGUUUUCUUCUGCAUGUGGUUUGCAUCCAUGCAUGGUGCAACCUAAUAUUUACCAAACUCUAGCGAGCAAUUAAAGGCAAAGUUUUCCUUGGGUGGGAGAGGCUGGCUCUUGCCACAUGUUGAAACGACAUGCACCAUGCAAAAUGGAUACAGCAAGCUUGCCUCCUUGGGCCUUCAUGAUGUCACAACCAAAGGAUGAAUUGGCUCAAGCCGCCUCUGUUGUCCAUCUCUUGGCAGCCUGAUCCUCCUUGGUGGGUGUUUGUGUGCCUUUUUAACUCCCCAUUGAGGAAGCUGAAAAGUGGGUCUUCCUCUGGUUUGAUUUGUGCAAGUGUUCUAGCAGCUCCACCCAACCCCAGAUAGCUUUCUCAGUUCCUGAAGUGCUGGCGACAGGUGUGUUCUAGCACUGCUGGAACAGCCACUGUUUCUUGCUGUCCCAGUUUGCACACCCUUCCUCUGCAGUCAGCCAUGCGUGGCAACUUCCUUCACCGUUUUAGGCUGUAACUAAGCUGUUGCUUCCCUUCUGACCAGCCAUAAAUCCAGUGGUUUGGCAUUGCCUUUCUUAGCAUAGGCCUCUUCUCUGUGUAAAUAGCAAGUCCAUUGAGUUACAUGUAUCAUCUCUGCCUUUAACUGGCACAACUUCAAUGUUUAGCUUGAUUUUUCUUUCGUGAUAGCAAGUUGCUUGAAACUUGGUGGUAAUAUCUGACAAAGAAUUAAUUAUAUUAUCCAUGGAAUCUGUGAUUCCAGCCUUGUUUGUUCAGCACAUGCCUUUAUGAAUUCUUCCUCACUCUUUCCCUCACUGCUCAGGAUAUUUUCUGAAUACAUCUGUAACAACCAUUGGAAUUAACGUCUAAAAUAUCAUUAUUCGAGACUCUUCCUUUGGACAGAGCUGAAAAGAGACUGUCCUUCUAGGAGUAAAUUCUUUGCUGAAUCACCAAAAGAGAAAGUUGCAUAGCGUGGACCAGCACAAUACAGAAGCUUAAACCGUCAGUUAGGAGGGGUUAUUGCCGGCGAGCUCUGCCCUGGGAAUCUGACUUGCAGUGUGUUGGCUGUGUGUGCACUGCAUGUUUGUCCCUUUGGUAUGUGUGGUCCUGGGAGAGAGGGAUAGGUGGGGGGGAAUGGUUGAGGUAGUGCAAAGAUGGGAGUUGUGAGGAGAGAGCCUGUUGAGGGAGGCAUGUCUGUUGUCAACUCCUCUGUGCUACUCUGGAGUUUAAAACUUUCUGCAUUUUGUAUAGCAAUAGCUCUAGUCUUGAGGCACCACAGAAAGUGGGAUCUGCCUCUAUUGAGCAUUCACACCCCCAAAAGCCAACACAGACAGACCUCCUUGUGUUGAUAGCCCUGACUUCCCUCUGCCGCCAUUUGGCCAGCUCAUGAUUGUGUCCUGGCAUCCUUCAGCCAGGGUGCCCAAGCUGUGCAUCUGGCGCGGGGUGGGGGGGCGGCACAUGUCCAAGCACAUGGGUUUCUCUUGCAUCUUGACAGGCUGGAAAUGGCUGCCUUCUCUUGUCCCUCUGUUAGGGUGUGCUCUCAGUCUCUAGCCAAUAUCUCAUUAAGUCCCUUUGGUUGGUUUUUGUUUUUUAGUUGUCUUAAUAUCCAAGAGCUGUGGUUGUUGGUUUUUUGGUUUUUUUAAAAGAAUGUUCUAUGUAAUUUUUUUUUUAACCAAGGUGUUACUGCUAAACAUAAUGAAGCUUGCCUUAGAGUAUGGGGGCAGGUGGGCUGGGACAGGCCACCUCUUGUGACCUACCACAUGAAGGCCACCUUCUGUCCGGUGCACCACCUGCUUGUGAUGGCUGCUGUGUUCCCUUCAUACCUUGCACCAGGUAUGUGUGCAAAGGAUGAUAAGGGAACAGGGCAACUGCUGUGCUGUUUGAGAAAGAGAGUGAUGGGUGUAGGAGGAUGAGUUGUGGUGGCCUGCACCCCACCAUGGAGGAAUCCAAGCCUUGGAGUGUGUGGAUUUCGCUUGGUGGCAAGAGAGUUGGCAUGUGCCGAGGUCUGACUCUAUUCCUGCAGAAGCCAUAAUACCUGACAUAGUGUAAUACAGCAGUGUGCUUUGCACUGCAAGAAGGGACAGCAGGAUAAUGGGCAGCCAAGUCACCCUUUAUGCAAGAGUCUGGCCCAGUUUUCCCUCUAACAAGGAUUCCCAGAUGUUGUUGACUACAACUCCCAGAAUCCCCAGCUGCAAUGGCUUCUGCUUGGGGAUUCUGGGAGUUGUAGUCAACAACAUCUGGGAAUCCGUUAGAGGGAACACUGGUCUGGCCUUGUGUGAAGCCUGAGAUUCAGCAGUGGCAGGUCCUAAUGGGGGGGGGGGGGGCAGGGCACAAUGGAGGCACAGCUGUCUCUUGUUCCUGGCUGCUCUAGUGGCUCCUCUCUCUCUCCCGUCUGCUGGGAACCAGAGGCAGCCGUGUCUCAUUAGGCUCACACACUGCCACUGCUGCAGAGAUUUGAAUAGAGGCUAGGAAUACUCUGUCCCUUCACACAUCUCCAUGCGGUUGGGAGCAGAAGGCAAAUUGCUGUCUCAUUCUGCUGAUCACUCUUGUAGUCAGAACUCACACAUGGCCUCACUUGGUCCCUUUUGUGUGUUUGGGCUGUUGCAUCCUAGCAGUUGGGCCUGAGAGUCCAUAUGCAUUUCUGCAAGACAGAGUUGACCUCUUUGGCCCUGCUAAGCCUCAUCUUCUCAAGCCUGCCUGCCCACCCUCACCUCAGGUAGGGCUGCUCCUCUAGGCCUGAAGCUGGACUUCUCAAACAAAUCUAGCACUUUUUAUAAACACAGCGAAUAACCUCUUUAUCAAGAGUAUUUUGGGGCUUCUUACAAGUCCAGGUUUUUAAAACUGUAAAGAUUGAAGUGCCAUUAGGAAAUGUACAGUUCGUUACUGUUCAGUUAGCUUUUCCUUUUGUCUUACUGAAUUAAGUCCAAAAUGAGAGGAUGUGUUUUUUAAAAAAUGAAAUUCCUUAUUAAAAUGUUUGAAGUA